Messenger RNA from Ruditapes philippinarum (Manila clam), 1122 nucleotides. RefSeq lists its product as uncharacterized. NCBI's taxonomy places the organism in Eukaryota, Metazoa, Mollusca, Bivalvia, Venerida, Veneridae. The transcript has 2 exons. The coding region runs from base 1 to 1122 and encodes 373 amino acids. The record is from RefSeq and is a predicted model, not a curated record.
AUGGACUUGAUUGCUUCUUUAUUUGCCGGGAUCACUAUCUUACUGACAUAUCAGUGUCUGCUCGUGAAAUCUAUGCCUACAAAUGCCACGAACGAAAAAAGCGACAAAGCAGGGAUAUUGUCAUCUUACUGGAACGAUGUUCUGAUGGGAGCUCUUAAUACAAAUGACCACCAUAUCAUAAUGCAAGAAUUGAAGAAAAAACACUAUCAUUGGAUAGAUAUCACCCAGCUCGCCAAACUGUCUGAAUUUGAAGCUGAACAACAGUUGAAUGACUUGGAUCAUCAUCAAGACAAGACUAUAGAAGAUAAAGCAGCUGAUAUCGAAAAAGAUGUUGUCAAUGGUCUUGAACACUUUUUGAAGGACCUUGACAAGACAGCUGAGAAUGAAAAUCCUAAUGAAGACGACCUGGUUACGUUAAGCGAACACAUUGUAAAUGAAAUGGGGAAGAUAGAUAAUGGCAUGGACGACGUACUUUAUGACGUCAAUAAAGCAAUAAAUACCAUGGCAAAAAACGUGAAGAUUGGAGACAAUAGAAGGGUUAAUAUCGACAAUAAAGUCCAGUACAUGCACGAUGGAGAGCAAGACAGCGACAAUGUAGACAAAGGCGCUAAUGAACAAGAAAAAAACAUUGACAUAAAAAUGGAUGGCACUGAGAAUGAUUUUUUCAGGAACAUUGGCGUUGAAGGGAAGGAGGAUGGUAAUGAAUUGGAUGAUAUAGAUAUUGGCGUUAUCAGAAUGAAUAUGCUUAUGCAGAUGAUGAAAUCUACACAGGACAGUGUUGAAAAUGAAGCAAGUGAUAAACAUGUUGAUGAAUUGAUUGGUGCAUUUAAGAACAGAAAGGAAAGUGAUAGCGGCAACUUUAUCUCCGAGCCAGGAUCAGUCUAUGCUUCAGUAAAGAACAAUAAAGAAAAACGAGCAUAUGAAAUCGUGGAUGAACAAUACUUUGAUCAUGCGAAACCGGAUGGCACACACCAAGAAGAAGGUACUGCAACUAUUGACAAUAACGAUGUAGACAAGACACUUCGGCAGCUGCUCCAACAAUUUCAAGAAUACGCCAAGUUUAGAAUCGCAGGCAUGCUAAAAUUGAUGCAAAAUGCUGCCGCUUCAAAAAAUUCUAUCUGA